UAGAACGAAACCAAAACUAACCUAUACAUGUUGCAAUUUCAGGGUCAGGUAAAAAUAUUUAAAAGCUAUCGUAGUUGUAUUAUCAUAAAAUUUAGCCGUCGCGGACGCGUAUAAAUUAUUCAUAUCUUUUCUUUAGCCAUAGUGUGAAUAAGAGUGUGCUAACAUCGUUCAUAAGAUGUUUUAUAGAAACAUUGUGAUAACUUUCUUCAAAUCAAGAUCGUCUUAUUUACGGACGUAUAACGGUGUUGUUACGACUUUCGGUAAUCAUAGAAGUGUAGUACCCUUAUCAACAACCCGACUCGCGCUAAAGGAUGAAAAGGUCAAAGUGACGUUUAACCUCUACGACGGACGAAAGCUAGAAGCCGAAGGAAAGGUCGGUGACACCCUUCUAGAUGUGGUCGUUAAUAAUGACCUCGAUAUAGACGGGUAUGGCGCGUGCGAGGGCACGGUGACCUGUUCCACCUGCCACGUUGUAUUUAAGCAGGAAGACUUCGACAGAUUGGCUGAAGAGGCAGGUGACGAAGAGAGAGACAUGUUAGAUUUAGCGUAUGGAUUAACAGACACAUCGAGGCUAGGUUGCCAAGUAACCUUGACCAAAGAACUCGACGGGCUAGAGGUCAUAGUGCCAGAGAGUGUUAACGAUGCCAGAAGUUGAUGACGCUUCACGUUUAGACCAUUCAAUCGUUGACGAUGUAAAAACUAGAAAAUUAUAAUGAAGUUUUGAAUAUAAAAGUAUGAAAAAUGUAACAAAAAAUAUAUACCUAUUGAUGUCCAAUUUUUAUACAAGGUUACGUUUUUUUUAGGGUUGGGUAGAUUUAUCUAUUUACGCAGCUAAGAUAGUAUAUUUUUUAUAUGUUGGCAACACUACAUAAUAUACGUUAAAAUAUCCAAUUAGAAUAGAUAAUAGAGAUUAACUAAUAUUACCUCAAUUUAUAAUAUUUAUAAAGGAU
This is a messenger RNA of Nymphalis io (European peacock), 950 nucleotides long. RefSeq names its product adrenodoxin (gene Fdx2). Gene Ontology annotation, biological process: P450-containing electron transport chain; positive regulation of oxidoreductase activity. The record is from RefSeq and is a predicted model, not a curated record. Lineage: Eukaryota; Metazoa; Arthropoda; Insecta; Lepidoptera; Nymphalidae. Gene Ontology annotation, cellular component: mitochondrion. The coding region runs from base 176 to 655 and encodes 159 amino acids. The transcript is spliced from 3 exons. Gene Ontology annotation, molecular function: 2 iron, 2 sulfur cluster binding.